Hirsutella rhossiliensis is the source of this 2532-nucleotide messenger RNA. RefSeq lists its product as uncharacterized. The record is from RefSeq and is a predicted model, not a curated record. The transcript is spliced from 3 exons. Bases 1 to 2532 code for a protein of 843 amino acids. Lineage: Eukaryota; Fungi; Ascomycota; Sordariomycetes; Hypocreales; Ophiocordycipitaceae.
AUGGGCUUUUUCAGCUUCUUGACCAGGAGACGCGCCCUCGACCGAGCUGCCGCGAAACCUCCUCCCGCCACCGCCGCCGAGCCCCCACCCAUCCAAGGCGCCCGUCCCAAGACGUCAGGCCCAUCGCAUUCCUCCGAGAAUCCGAAGCAUGCGUCGACGAGAAAGGCUAGCCAGUCUCGGAUCGCGUCUCCCGCCAAGCCCUUCUUCCUAGGCAUCCGCAACGACGACGCACACCCCCGUCAACAGCAGCCGCCGCCGUCGUCCGAUCCAAAACCCCGGCACGGCGUCCGGAGCUUCCGCUCACCGCCCGUCUCCAAGACCGCCCAUGCCACCAGAGGCCAGCCUACCGAGGCCGACGCCCAGCUUCUCGCAUCCUGGAAACGAUCGUCGGCCGCGUAUAGCAUUGCCAGCGUGCCCGCCGGCUACGCCUACCCCCGGACCAGCCGCCAUAUCGAUCUCCUCGAGGCGCAGAGCGUCAUCAGGCCCUACGACUUCAAGUCGCGCGUCCUCGCCGUCGGCACAAGGGACUACGGCGAAGAUGUCGCCGACAGGAACCUGGGCCAUAACGCUGCCGACCUGACCAUUCCCGCCGUCCAGACCUACUAUGCGUCCUUGGCAGGCCCUCCCUCGGUCUUCCGCCCCAGGGAUGACCUUGCGUCUGCAUCCCGCCACAGACCCCUCUCAGUCGUGGCCCUCUCCGCCCUUGCACAGCCCCAAGACCAUGCAGCCAGCAGCCGACGACACCGGCAGUACAGCUCCGUGCCUGCGGCGACCCCGGACGGGCCCGAGGCCGAGGAACGGCAGCCGCGGGCCUCGAGGACCAAGAACCUAGACCCGACGCCUCUUCUUCCUCGCCCAAACUCCAUCGCGGGCUAUCCUGUCCCUGCGCGAGGCAGACGGGUCAGGGCAGGGACUGGCGGCUCGCUAAAGAGGAGGGCACGGCGUGGCCCGUCCCUUGAGAGAACGCCAACCCCCCACAGCUCGAAAGCAAGCCAGAAUCGCAAGCCGGCCGGCCAAGCCCGGGAAAAGCAUCGGGAGUCCGAUGGCCCUCAAGCCGCCGAGCGGUCCAGGCCUCGAAGCCGACCUGCUUCGCCGCCGCACGUGCCACGGUACCGCCCGAGAGAAACCCAGCCGCCGCCGCCCGUGACUCGCGCCCACAAAGCGCGCAAGAAUCAUCGUUCCCGAUCCCAUGGCGAGGACGCGAGGACCCGAGCGCACACUCCACGCCCGGCGCCCCGGCAAGCGGUGCGCAGCCUCGACAAGCCCAUGGAACCCAAAAUCCCGGUCCACGACAUUUUCUUCGACACGGGACGGGCCGACGAGCGCGCCAGCCAAAUCCCGUCGCGGUGGCCCGACAGCUCAAGUGAAGAGGACAUGAAUGACUGGGCGCCAGCACCAUUGAUUCCAAGCCGCCGCGAUCAAGGCUGGCCCAUGCCGACUCUCGCCAGCCCAGGGACGCAUGCCCCAUGGCAGAGUCCCUGGAGCCACGCCCACAGAGAUGCUCUCCGCUCCAGGGGCGCGGCGGCCAGUCUCUCGCGAGACGGAUCCUGCAAAAGCGGCACUUCUGUCCAGGCCCUGACCAUGGACAUUGCCGGCUACGUGCCGGACAGGAAAUCGUCCCUCAAGCACUGGUCCUUUUCGUCAAUCACACCCACGACGGAGUUGUCUGAUCAUUCCAGCACCCUCGCCGUCCGUCCGCGGAGCAUCCACACCGCCAAUACGUCGAUCGACCUACCGCCGCUGGCCAGCCCUGCCAACCUCCCAGAACUGAAGGAAUCCCCCAGCAGCAUUGGCAGUCAGAGUAGGCCGGUAAGCUCGCCGUAUCUGACGGCGCUCGAGAACAUGGACACCAAUACAACUGUCGCCACCCAGCCCGAGGCCGCAGCCGGGUUCGACGAGGACCACCCUGAAGGAGAGCAAGAUGGCAUGGCUGCCGAGAUGACGGGAUAUGGCAACGACACCGACGCCAACUACUCCUACGUCAACUCUUUCGCCGCGCGGCGCCGGCCCCAACACCGGCAGGACGAUGAGUCCAUGCUGCUCAAGCGAGGAGGCUACAUCGACCUCGGAAAUAACCUUCCAGGCUUGUUUGAUACUGCCGCGACAUCGCCGUGCCUCAUGUGCUCUCUGCUUGAGAGCGCAGCAAUUGGUCCUGCGUCGGACGACAAAGGCACGGAGCCUUGGGCACCAAGAGCGCCCUGCAACCACAAGGGCUUAAACUCCCCUCGAGAACGUCUUCGCGCACUCGGGUACGAAUACGACACGGACGACAGCGAGUCGGGGCCCGAGCGCGCCUCUCGCGGACGCACGCGGACGCUGGAGCAGACAAGGGAACCCAAUGCCGCCGGCAAGCGCCAGCGGGAGACGUGGGAGACGAUCGAGGAGGAGGCUGAGGAAGAUUGCGACAGCCAAAUGGCAGUCCCGAAGCUGCAAGGGGGUUCCGGCACCAGGAUCGAGGAACUGAGCGGGAGCCGCGGGUUUGAGCCUGUGCUAAAGGACUAUGAGGAGGGACACGCGGCAGACGUCGAGUAG